Molecule: messenger RNA, 1143 nt
Organism: Populus trichocarpa (black cottonwood)
Lineage: Eukaryota; Viridiplantae; Streptophyta; Magnoliopsida; Malpighiales; Salicaceae
Product: CASP-like protein 5B3
Exons: 3
Coding region: 569-1027 (152 amino acids)
Cellular component (GO): plasma membrane
Source: RefSeq, a predicted model, not a curated record
AUUUUUGAUGAACACAUACAAAUUGGAAUUAUUACUAAUAAAUGGUAAUAAUUGACAGCAAUGAAGGAUGGUUUUUUUGGUAGUUAAUUCAUAAGGGAAACCGGCGUUGAGUGGUGUGAAUUUACUGCCGGUGUUGUUUGCUUGAUAACUUUUUAUGAUGAUCAUCGUGUGUGUGUACCUCAAGCCUCUAACCUCCAAUAGCUUUCUUCCAUAUCUGUUCCCGUUUUAAUAUUCUCUUUCGUUCCCACUUGUUUCAUGUCCUCUGCGAUCAGUCCCUUUCUCUCUCUGUCUCUCUCAUUAUUCCCUUCACUAUAUAUUUGAUUCUCUCACAUACAAUUCAUUACUUGUCAAUUGAGGAUUCAAUUUCAAUUUCUGGGUAUCACUUAAUUUUCCUCAAUUGUUUUCUUGAUAUCCUCUCCUCUAUUUUAAAGUUUUAAAGGUCUUUGUUGUCUUUGGUUUCUUGAUGGUUUGAGGAGAUGGGUGUUUUCGUUGACCCGUCAAGAGGUUAAAAUUUUAUUGAAAUUCGUGGUGGUGGUGGUGGCGGCCAAAAGAAAAGGAGAGAGAAAACAUGAGGGAUUUUGCUGGGGCUCCAGGGACUUUGACUGGACUUGCUUUGAGGCUUUCGCAGUGUGUUUUCGCAGCUGGCUCCAUUGCUGCCAUGACCACCACCACUAACUUCUUCAAUUCCACUUCUUUCUGCUACCUCAUUGCUUCGAUGGGUUUGCAAAUCAUCUGGAGCUUUGGACUAACACUAUUGGAUGCAUAUGCCUUGGUGAGAAAGAGGACCCUCCACAACACUGUCUUGCUCAGCCUUUUUGUCGUUGGAGACUGGGUGACCGCAAUAUUGUCUCUUGCAGCCGCUUCAGCUUCAGCAGGCAUCACAGUGCUCUACUUUCAUGACUUGGGGAGUUGUGGUUUUGUGAGGGAAUGCCAGAAAUACCAAAUGUCAGUUGCCUUAGCCUUUUUUAGCUGGAUAACAACUGCAAUUUCAUCUCUAAUCAUGCUUUGGCUAUUCGCUGCAGGUUAGACAGUAGUGUAUAUUCAUGACACUAAAAGCCAUCUGUCUCGUAGAAAUUUUGAUCUUCUUAACAGUGUCAAUACAAAAGAAAACAAGAAGAAUAUCAUAAUGAUUUUCAAAACUUA